GAAACAAUCCAUUUCCAGAAUUCACCACCUAUUCCCAGCAGCACCAUUGUUUCGAACAAAGCUCCAGCAAUGGUGUCGCAUUCGAACCAGCUUCACUUUGUACUAAUCCCAUUGCUGGCUCAAGGUCAUAUGAUCCCCAUGAUAGACAUGGCCAGGUUAUUUGCAGAGCAUGGUGUGUUUGUAAGUUUAGUCACCACCCCACAUAAUGCCUCUAGAUUUGCUACAGUCAUUGAUCGAGCUCGAAUUUCUGGGCUCGGAAUUCAGCUCAUUGAAAUCCCCUUUCCCGGCGAAGAAUUUGGGCUCCCACCGAAAUGCGAGAAUCUCGAUAGCGUGCCUUCACGAGAUCUUAUAAGAAAUUUUUUCAGUGCACUUAAUAAGCUACAACACCCAUUGGAACAAUAUCUACAACAACAUAAUCCCCCUCCAAGCUGUAUAAUUUCCGACAAGUCCCUCUCUUGGACAUCUGAAACAGCUCGAAAGUUUCGGGUUCCGAGGCUAGUUUUCCAUGGAAUGUGCUGCUUUUCACUGCUAAGUUCCCAUAAUGUGAAGCUCUAUAAUGCUCAUCAUUCUGUCAAUUCGGACUCGGAACCUUUUGUGGUACCAGGAAUGCCAUAUAGGAUUGAGAUAAAGAAAUCCCAGCUGCCAGGAGCAUUUGUUACUCUGCCAGACUUGGAUGAUAUUCGAGGCCGGAUGCAAGAGGCCGAAUCAUCUGCCUAUGGUGUUGUGGUGAAUACGUUCAGUGAAUUGGAGCACGAGUGCGUCGAGGAGUACAAGAAGGCCAUCAAGAAAAACGUGUGGUGCAUUGGACCGGUUUCACUGUGUAACAAGGAGGACUUGGACAAGUUUGAGAGAGGAAACAAAGCCUCAAUUGGUGAGAGACAGUGCUUGGCAUGGCUUGAUUCAAUGCAACCAAAGUCUGUUCUUUAUGCUUGUCUUGGCAGCCAAUGUCGGCUUGUUCCAUCACAAUUAAUAGAACUUGGACUGGGCUUAGAAGCAUCAAAUCACCCAUUUAUUUGGGUGAUAAAAACAGGAGAAAAUUUCCUCCCAGAGUUAGAGAAAUGGUUAUUGGAGGAGAGAUACGAGGAGAGAAUCAAAGGGAGGGGACUUUUGAUUAAGGGUUGGGCCCCACAAGUUCUUAUUCUGUCCCACCCAGCAAUCAAAGGAUUCUUAACACACUGCGGUUGGAACUCAACUAUAGAAGGGGUGUGCUCGGGUGUGCCAAUGAUAACAUGGCCUAUGUUUGCAGAGCAGUUCUUCAAUGAGAAACUGAUUGCAGAAAUCUUGAGGAUUGGGGUUCGGGUUGGCGUUGACCUUCCUGUUAGAUGGGGGGAGGAAGAGAAGGUCGGGGUGUUGGUGAAGAAACAUGAAAUUAAAGAGUCUAUAGAAAGACUAAUGGAUGGAGGAGAAGAAGGAGAAGAGAGAAGAAUUCGAGCAAAGGAGCUGGGUGUGAUAGCAAGGGCUGCCGUAGAAUAUGGAGGAUCUACUCAUGUCAACAUUACAGUUUUGAUCCAAGAUAUUAUGAAACAAUCCACUAAAGGAGCAAGCACUACUAAGAACGCUGCUUAAAAAGCUCCGGCGGAGGAGUCAUCCAUAAGAUAGAAUUUUUCGUAAGGUAAACUAUACAUAUGCCUGUAGUCCACGGUUGAAACUAGAAGUCUAGUCAAGAGUUGUCGGAAGAGGGCUCGUGUUAGUUUUUGUUUUUGUUCUUUUACCUUUUUGGUUGUAUCUAAUGUAAAUGUUUGUGUUCACCUCUUUGAUGUGUAAACGAAACUUAAAAAGUAUUUUUGGGUUAUGCAUAUAUUGUAUGGUAGCGAGCCGAUAUGUCACACGCGCAUUACUUUUUAUUAAGAAGUGGCCCAAAG
Ilex paraguariensis (yerba mate) is the source of this 1862-nucleotide messenger RNA. NCBI's taxonomy places the organism in Eukaryota, Viridiplantae, Streptophyta, Magnoliopsida, Aquifoliales, Aquifoliaceae. The record is from the annotation of a GenBank genome assembly.